Acaulospora colombiana is the source of this 276-nucleotide messenger RNA. The record is from the annotation of a GenBank genome assembly. NCBI's taxonomy places the organism in Eukaryota, Fungi, Glomeromycota, Glomeromycetes, Diversisporales, Acaulosporaceae.
CAUUCAAAGACUUUCAAAAACGAAUAAUGGUUGCUACGGAUGUAUUUGGUCGUGGCAUCGAUGUCGAACGUGUAAAUAUCGUUAUCAAUUAUGAUAUGCCAGACGGCCCGGAUACAUACUUGCACAGGGUCGGUCGUGCCGGUAGAUUUGGAACUAAAGGCGCUGCCAUCACUUUUGUAUCAAAUGCAGAAGACGCCGAAAUCUUGAACAAAGUUCAAGAGCGGUUCGAAGUUAAUAUCACACAACUUCCGGAUGAACUAGAAAUUAACAAUUACA